Parasteatoda tepidariorum (common house spider) is the source of this 2772-nucleotide messenger RNA. RefSeq lists its product as uncharacterized. The record is from RefSeq and is a predicted model, not a curated record. Gene Ontology annotation, molecular function: L-amino acid transmembrane transporter activity. Gene Ontology annotation, biological process: amino acid transmembrane transport. Gene Ontology annotation, cellular component: vacuolar membrane. NCBI's taxonomy places the organism in Eukaryota, Metazoa, Arthropoda, Arachnida, Araneae, Theridiidae.
GAAUUCUCCCGCAGACGAUUAUUAAUAUAGAAGGAUCUGGCAAUACAUCUGCCUUUUGUAACAGGUACUGAACAAACAUUUAAAACACCUGUACCCUCGAAACGACAGAACACAAAAUCAAAACGUAUGCAGUUGACAGCAAGAACGCUAAUGCAGCUAUUUAAAUUUCCUAGCUACUUUGAUGGUAAACAUUUUACCACACAAAGAAAUGUGCUUGAAGUAGUUUCUUUUGUGAAAAUAAAUCCUUCUAAUUGAAUUCAAAUAUCACUACUUUUCGGAUGAUUUAUAUUUCGAUUCAUUGAGCUGAGCGGAAUAAAUUAUAUUUUCUGAGAAUUCACUAAAUGUUCUGGAAUUGAAACAUUGUUGCGACCUGCAUUGUUUUUUUUUAACGAGGAACAAGAUUCGAUAUUUGGAAUUCUUUGUUUCAAUACAAAUUCAAUAUUUGUAUCGUUAUACUCAGCAAUUCUGUGAAAUAAUAUAUUUUAGAUUUUAAUUUGUUGCAUAUGGAUUUUUAUGCAGUAAUACGUGAUAGAAGUGUGAGAUUUCAAACAAUUGGAUUACUAUGAACGUUUCUGGAUUAAAGAAAGUAAAUAUAAUUUGCUUUUACUGAAGUGAUUACUGCGAACCUCUUUGAAUUAGGAAGAAAUCGCUAAUUAACUUUUUUGGUGAGCUUGAUUAUUUUGAACCAAAAAGUAAUUAUAAUUAAUAUUUAAUGAAUUGGUUACUUUGAAUUUCUUUAAAUUAUGAAGUAAUAGCAACACAAAUAUUUGUUAAAUUAGAUUACUUCGAGUAAAAAUUAAUUAUAACUAAAUUUCACUUAAUUGUAUUACUAUAAACUUUGAUUCGAAUGUAAUCGUAAUUAAAUAUUUUCUUUUUUAAUGCUGAAAACUCUGUGGAAAAGACAGAUAAAUGAUUUUUUUACUCAGCUGUAUUAAUUUUGAUUUCAGUCCUGUGAUUGAAAGUAGUUAUAAAUAUUUUUCAUUGCAUUCUAUUUGAUAUUGUGAAUUUCUCAGAAUUUUCAUGAAAUAGGAGAAAUUUACCUUCUAAUUGAACGUCUUUUAUCAGAAAGAAGAAAAAUUAGUGCACUUAAUUUUGAAAUAUUAGUUAAGUGCUGGCAUCGAAUCUCGGUUUUAAAUCAGAAACGUAUGAAAUUUGUGUUUUUUAAAUAGUAAAGCGCUUGCAUUGAAUCUCGAUUUUAACUCAGAAACGAGAGAAACUACUGCUCAUAUUUUUUUUAAAAGUGAAGUCAUUGAAUGAAAUCCAUAUUUUUUUCUCAGAAACUAGCGAAGGUAGUGAACUCAGUUCUAAAAUAAAUAAGCAUCGAAUCUCUGUUCUUUAAUUUCUUCGUCGUACAUUUCUUCAUAUUUUCAACAUUGAAACUGGAUACUAUAAAAAUGAAAUACCAAACAUUUCAAAAUUGUGAAAUGACAUCUUCAAGCGAAGAAGACUCGGAUCACGUAUUAGGAAAUUUAUUUAAUAUCCCUGUUGUGAAUAGAGGAUAUUCUGUAUGGACAGCAUCUAUUUAUAUUGUUUCAUUGAUGGCCGGCAUGGGGGUGCUGGCCUUACCUUACGCUCUUGCUGGUGCCGGAUGGUUUGGUCUUCCCCUCAUUGCCCUUGCUUGCAUCAACAGUUGGUACAGUGCAAUUCUCUUGGGUAGAACAUGGAUAAUGCUGGAAGAGAAAUGGGAAGAGUACAGAGGAAAGUUUCGAUAUCCAUAUCCAGCAAUGGGUCUAAGGGCUGCUGGACCCUGUAUGAGGUAUUUUGUAACAGCUACACUACAUGUCACUUUAAUAGGUGUGGGUGUCGUCUACAUUCUACUCUGCGCACAAAUAGUUCAGUCGAUGACUGACCAAAUUUAUCCAUUAACUUACGACACGUGGAUUGUGAUUCUGUGUAUCUGCCUCUGCCCUCUCACUUGGUUUGGGAGAUUUGAAGAAUUUUGGUUUGCUGCCAUUGGAGCUAUGGUUACGGCGGCUUUAGCUUGCUUCAUGUUGUUUGCUGGAACUCUUCUAGAAAGAUCUCAUCUUCAUGCAGUAGUUUAUAAACAACCCACCUUCCCAUCCCUCUCUCUGUCCUUUGGGACGAUAUUAUUUGCAUUUGGAGGUGUUUUCUUUUUCCCCAAUAUUCAAAACGAUAUGUCAAACAGACAACAAUUCAACCAAGCGACCCUUUUAGGAUUCGCAGGACUUUUAAUCUUCUAUUUACCGGUAACCAUAACAGGAUAUCUCGUUUUUGGAUCUACUGUUUCACCUAACAUCCUUCUCUCUAUACAAGAAGGGUAUCUAAGAUCAUCCAUCGAAGUUUGCCUAGCUGUUCACAUACUUUUAGCUUUUCUGUUAGUGGUCAAUCCGGUGGCACAAGAAAUUGAAGAUCUUCUGGCGGUCGCAUCAGACUUCAACUACAAACGAUGUUUCAUUAGAAGUACCAUUAUGUGCCUUAUUUUAAUUAUUGCUUACACAAUUCCUCAUUUUGACAAAGUUCUCAAUUUGAUUGGAGGUUCAACCAUGACCCUCUUAACUUUCAUCUUUCCUCCUCUAUUUUAUUAUUUGCUAAACAAAGAUGAAGUCAAACUCAGCUAUCACAGCAGAACGCCUUUCCUUGAGAAGAUCUUUUUGCUUCAAAUAAUAGUAACUGGGAUUGCAGGUGGAAUUUCAUGUACAUAUUUUGCAUUUAUGGACAUCAUUGAUGUGCUUACAGGUGAAAAUGUGGCUCAGAAAGCAAUGAAUGUUUCGAUGUAGACUUAUAUUUAAUUAAAAAUAAUGUAUAUAUUGA